AUGAUUCACAAAGAUCCAGGAUACUAUGAUCAGCUGCUUCGAACGCGAUUUGACUCAUCCCCUCCACUAGAUCCUCCCGAUUUCUCUGUAAUCACCGCCCCGGCAGUGCUCUCUGCCGUCUCGUCAUGCCUCGUUCCUCGCGAAGUGAUGAUUCGUCAAGUAGCUGCCGUUGUUGCCCUUGUGUGCCUUGCCCAUGCCGCUCCUUUCACUAGCAUCGAAGAUAUUCCAGCAGAAUACAGAGAGUUGAUCCCUCAGGAAGCCAAGGAUUUCCUCACUGGACUCUCUGAUGCCGACAAGAAUGUGCUAAAGGAAAUUGCCAAGGAUUACUCCAAGCUCAAGAACGAGGAUGAUGCUUUGGCUGCACUAAAACAGAAAUCACCCGCACUUGGAGAGAAAGCCGAGAAAUUGCACCAGAUGGUAAAGACGAAAGUUGACGCCCUUGGAGAUGAGGCCAAGGCCUUCGCUAAGGAGAUCAUCGAUGGAGCUCGCAAACUCCAAGCUCAAGUUGUCGCUGGCAACAAGCCAAACCUUGCCGAACUGAAGGAGAAGGCCCAAAGCGCCAUCAACAAGUACAAGGCCCUUUCCGACGCUGCCAAGGAAGACCUCCAGAAACAAUUCCCAAUCCUCACCUCCGUCUUCAAGAAUGACAAAUUCCAAAAGAUGGCCGAAACUUUGCUUUCCAAGAACUGAGCUCUUUCUCCACUUGACAGUUCCAGCAAUGAAGACGUGUAGUACCGCUACUUGAUG
Molecule: messenger RNA, 747 nt
Organism: Cylicocyclus nassatus
Lineage: Eukaryota; Metazoa; Nematoda; Chromadorea; Rhabditida; Strongylidae
Source: the annotation of a GenBank genome assembly